CUGAUUGUUACGUAGAAUACUGUUUUGUCUGUUUUAGUUUUGCGUGUUUCUGUUUUGUUCUGUACUGUUAUUUUGUUAUAUACGAUCGUGUGUAUCUGGUGCAUUAUUUUUUUUAAAAUCGCGAAUUGAAUCGAUCUACGAGUUGAAGAAUAUUAUUCAAAUAUCGGAAAGAGCGAUUCCAAUGCGAAGUUAAAAGUAUACUGUAUACUUUGUACAUGUUUCGGACAAAAUGUAUUACAAUGUCGACGAUUACUCUAUAGUUGACGCUGCCAUUGGUGAAUCGAAUUCGAACGCAGCCGAAAACCGCCGUAAGGAUUUUCUCUGCGUUAGUUGAAAUCGCUCGCGUGUUAAUCGAGCCUCCGCUCUUGCAUUUUUUUUUCGCCCUCUUCUUCGCCGCCGCCGCGCCGCUGCUGCUGCUGACUGUGCCCAGCGACGACGUUACCCUGAUCUGCGUGAAGAAAGGGCCCUCGGACGCCCAAAUUUCAUUCGCCCCGUCCCCCUUGGCCCCACAAACCGCCGAAUGCAUUACACUGUACACGGUGACGUGAUAACCUGCGAUGAGCCAUGGUGAAAACGUUCCAGGCGUAUUUGCCCAAAUGUCAUCGUAUGUACUCGUGUAUCCAUUGCAGAGCACAUCUCGCUAAUCACGACGAGCUUAUUUCAAAGUCGUUUCAAGGCAGCCAAGGAAGAGCGUAUCUGUUCAAUUCUGUCGUUAACGUAGGUUGUGGUCCGGCUGAAGAAAGAGUCCUGCUGACUGGUCUUCACGCUGUGGCAGACAUAUACUGCGAAUGUUGCAAAACUACCCUCGGAUGGAAAUACGAACAAGCAUUUGACGCGAGCCAGAAAUACAAAGAAGGCAAAUACAUCAUUGAAUUGGCACACAUGAUCAAGGAAAAUGGUUGGGAUAGUCCUCCAAAGUAACUGGUAAUCUUUGCCCACGUGAUUGGAAUUUGCCAAGUGCUCGCCUCUGCUGUCCUCAUCCAUCUUCUGUGACUUCUCCAAUGGUUAAUGCACCCUCGAGAGUAGCACGAUGAUCGUUAAUUUGUGACCAGUCCCUCUGGAUAACUGACACGAGCGUGGUAUCUCCUCGCAUCAUGACCAUUGCUGACAUCGAAACCACCACUUUCAUUACUUUGGGCGUAAUGUGGAUGGCGUUUAAACCGAGUUCAAUAUUUUUCCAUCGUUAUGUAAGCUGAUAGUGAGCCUGGGCCCUCGUCCAUUUUCUUUUUUUUUUUUCGCAUUCCAAUGCACCCUUUGUUUUUCUUUGUCAAAUGAUCCUAAAGGAUCUGCCAUGCCAACGUCUGUUGUUGGAGCAGACUACAUCGAAUGAUUUGAUCUUGCGUCCAUUGUGAGACGAAAAAGUACAACAAUUAGGCGAUGCAGAUAUUCAAGAUGGACUCGUGUCUUUCGGGCUAGCUCUCCAUUCCUGCUAUUGCUGUCGCCUCUGUCACCACCGCAGCAUCUUCAUCAUUGGCAUCAUCAUCCUUUACACUAGUACACCGAAUGAUACACGCUUGCGUUGAUCCGAAUCUAAGAGUAACAGUUGACCACGUGCUCAUCGAUGCUGCUGCUGCGGUUCCAAUCAAAUAUAUGUUGAGCAUGCGGCUGAGCUGCGUUGCUUUGGCCGCAGAAAUGCUCAGAUCAAUAUGUGAUCAUCGUAACGGUACGCACCGUCAUCACACAACACUGCCUUCAUUUGCAAAAUAUAUACAACAUAAGUUCUAAGUCAACGCCAUCCUUUGCCGAACCUUCCCCUACCGGAGGUUCGACAUUAUUGUACUUCUAAAGGGUGAACCGCCACUAAGCCAGAAGUAUGUAGAUUUUUGACCUUAUGUAUCUUCUAUUACGAUAGGCAAUUUCCCACCAGAUCUCUCCGUUUCACUAAUAAUUUUUCAUGUAGUAUCUUUUACCCUACCCUACCUACCACGCUUGGAACUUUCAGCUUGUUUGUUUUAUUUUGUUUUUUUUUUCUUCUUCUUCUUCUUCUUCGAUGUAAUUUGUAUUUUGUAUUGCGAUAAGACGUUGCAAAAAUGUCAAAAAUAAACUACGGGAAAAAUUAGUUAUUAGAGCAUAUAGAGGUAGACUUAUAUAUUUGAAUAUCAUUCGAUGGAAAUUUUUUCACGUUUAUAUUAAUUCCCUCCUGGACCCAUCUCCCCCACCUAUGCGUUCCCCAGUCCCUCUUCCUUACCCUUUUUUUUUGAGCUAUUUGAUACUUCAUGUGUUUGUCAUCGCGUUGUAGUCAAAUCAAUGUAGGCAGAUGAAUCUUUGAAAAAUCAUUUUUUGGGGGUUGAAGCUUUCUGUUGUUUGAAUAUUUUAUCUAUGAGAUGAAUCAUCUCUUGCAGUGUUACUAUGAUUUUGAAAAUGUGCUCUCCCUGAUAUAGAAACUGGAGUGUUGAGACAUUUCUAUUCAAAAAAGUUGAAUCAGUAAUGAUUUCUUACUAAUUAUAAAGGUUCACUGAUUGGAUUAGUGAAUAACUAAUCAGUAAAUUACUAUGGCCUAAUUUAACAAUUUAAUUCAGACUACACCCCUAUACCUAAAGAGUAAAGACACAAGAAGUCCAGCUUAUUGGAAUCGAGUUGUGACGAGAUACAUUUGAUUCUAUAAACUGGAGUGUUUUUAAAUACUUUUUCAGUUUUUUAGUUGCAUUUAGUCCAUGUUGUAAGCAAGUUUGCUUAUAACACUAUUUGGCUUAUAGUGUGGAAUUUUCUCAGUUCUUUGAAUCUAGAUAUUGGGAGAUUUUACUGUAGUGAUUCUGUUAAUGAUCUUGACUAAUUGCAGGGAUGCUGAUGAUAUUUUCCCUCAAGAUAACUGAGUACCUACUUAAUUGAUUGAAAAAAUGAACUAUCAGAAUUUAUCAUUAUCGGAAUAAAAAUAACUUGUGAUCUUUUUUGCAAGAAUUGCUGAGGUAAAUGCAAUAAAACAGACACUGCGCAUGUCAAAACUGUGGGAGGAGCUUAAUCCGAAAACACAACAACCUCCCUCCAUCAAAUUCCAUCUAUAACAAUCGAGGAAUGCAAAAGCCGUGAACUCAAGAUAUUUGAUGUCCCACCAAAUGAGCAGGAAGUCUUUAUCGAUAAUAAUGGCUAUGCCAGAGUUAAGGCCGACGGCGCCUGUUCCAAAAAUGGCUCACUCGAAGCCAUCACUGGAAUAGGAAUUUGUUUUAAACUGGGUUCACCUGCUAACAUAUCAGAUAGGAUAGUAAGCAUUGAAUUCCAUAAUGGACAAUAGUGAUCCUUGCGGAAAAGAUCUCAAGUUGUUAGUGUUGCAAUAUCUUGAUAAUUGUGAUAAUUUGAAACAAUCAACUAACAAUCGAAAAUACAGUGCAAGGUGCCCGCAUAGCACAAGCGAUAUUAAAGUUGAUGGAAAAGACGAAAUCUCUAAUCCAUCACUUGUUGACCCUCAAAAUCGACUGUCGUCUCCCUUCAUUUUUUGUCUCGACAAGGUCUCGACAUUGGUGUCAUGUUUUUGAGUCUGAAAAAAGCAAAUUUUGAUUGAAAAAUGUGCGAAAUGUGCCCAAAACUCUUUUUUUGAUUCAAGUAAAAUUAUUCUCAAAAAUAUUUCACCCUAAAAAAAUUAUUUGAAAGAAAAAAGUUGCCCUGGGUAGGGAUCCAACCUAGGUUGCCAUUCACUUCUGUCACAUUCUCUAACCACUAGACCAUUGCUGCUGUUGAGUGGAGAGGCCUUAAAAGAAUAUUCAGUCCAUCAUAUUCUGGACUUGGAAAAUUUUUCUUAUUGUAUUGUCGACUCAGACAUCGACAAAUGAGUUGGCAACACUUCAAAAUUUCUGAAAAUAUUUUAUAGAUCUUGUAAUCAACAUUAACUUCCUCAUCAAUAUUAACCAGAUGGUUGAUGUUGAUCACAAAAUCUACAGAAGUAUCUACUUGAUGACGACAUUUUGUAGAUACCUUUGUAGACCGUAUAAUCGAUAUAAAAAUUCAGGUUGUCUUGCCAAUGCCAAAGUUGAUGACAAUUAGAUCAACAAAAGUAACUACACAAGAUUAAAAUUUUGUAGAUGCUUUUGUCGAUCUUAUAGUCGAUAUUGACUUUGGAUUGACAAAACAACCCAAAUUUCAAUAUUGAUCAUGGGUCUACAGAGGUAUCCACAAUAUAUCAAAAUCUUGCACAUGACUGUAGAUACAAAUGUAGACAGCAAUGACAACUAUCAGCAUUUUCAUCAUACUUUUUGAAAAUAGAGUACAUUUUUAAUCAAUUAUCUUAAAUGUAGUUAAAUUAACCCCUUUGUGGAUAAUGUUCCGACUUUUUUUAAUCAACAAUCAUUUAAAAUCAUGUCAAUGUUUUUGUCGAGGCCACUGACAAUCUUGUCAGUGCUAGCGGGUGCUUACUAUUAUCACAGUUAAUGUUUUCAAUCGCUUAAUGUUAUUAAAAUCAUUUGGUCCCAAUCUUUUAUAUCUAAUUACGUAGAAAUUCCAUCAGUUAAUUCAAUCUGACUCUAACCCUGUUGACAAGAAAUAUGGGUUUUAGUCUCACUUUUCAGCUAUUACGCCCACGAUUUUUCAAAUCAGCUCCCUUUUUUCAAAUCCUCUGUUACUCUAUUCUACCUGAAACUGGUUUUGUUGAAGUAGACCAUGUUUUAUUACUGCAUCUGCACCGUGUUUAUUCCAUCUCACACUCCAGGGGGUCUUUCAUAAAAGCAAUUAAGCACUGUCCCUAUUGACAAGAAGUGACCGAGUAACACCACACUUUUUGUCAAUAGGGGUGUUUAUGUGGUUAUGCCGGGCAUAAAUGCACCAACAAAUGCGGUCUCACUUCUACGCGUGUAACCACGUUUUUCUUGUCAAUAGGGGAGCAUCAGAUAAUGUUAUCAUUUUUAACUGAUUUUAAUGGGGUUUCUCGUGUUUUUAUAUAAUUUUAAAAUGUUUUAACACUUUUUCACAAUGUUUUUGCGUAACUUUUCUGAUUGACAUCAUUUUAAAUACUUUAUUCCAAUUUUUUAACCAAUUUCAAAACUUUAUUUCAUGGUUUUUAUGUCAUUUUAACAUGUUUUCAACACGUUUUCUUCCAAUUUUUGUUGAAUUUUGCUAAAAUUUGUGAUUUUUUCCAACGUUUGUAGAUUAGUCAAAAUUGAACGCCGCAAUUCUUAUAAGUGGGACUCACUAUCCAAUAACAAAAAAUUAAGAAAGUACAGAAUACCUGUAUCCUUACUCAACAUUUUUGGAAUACCAUAUCCAAUAACUGUAGGUACCUGAUUCUCUGAGAAGAAAAUCUAUACCCCAUGCCCAUACUUGGACUCAAAAUCAUCCAGGUUCAAAGCCCUGAUAUUACCAAUUCAGUAGACCAUUUUCACCGAUUGGAUCAAUAAUAAUAAUGAUUACUGAUUUAGUUGGGAAAUAUCACUAAUUGAAUGGGUAAUAAUCACAAAUUUAAUUGGUAAUUUUCACUGAUUGGAUCAGUAAUGAUUGUUCAUCAAUUCAGUAAUUCUCAAUGAUAUGAUCAGUGAUAUAAAUAAUUCAGUUAAUAAUCUUUACUGAUCAGAUCAGUAAUGAUCAAAUAUUCAGGCAAUUAUCAAUUCCGUCGAUGGAAUUAGUAAUAUUGUGAUGAAAAUCACUCAAAGUAAUCUAACAUCUCUAACUCAAAAUUUUUUUUUUUUGACUCUUGGCCAAUUUUUUUCUAUUCUUCAAAAUUUCUGCUUGCUCUCUCGAUGGAGGUAGAUGACUCCGUGUCUGCACUCUUCAAAGCUCAUUUUUUAAAUUCAUCUUCAAAAUGAUGGUAACACUGCAAAUUAUGUUCUCACUCCCAUAAUCAAAUUUUUAGUUAACUUAAGCCUUCUGGAUGUAUUUUUUUUUGAAUAUAUUUUCAGAUUUUGACUUUAAGGUGUAAAAAUAGUUCAGAACUAUAUUUCAUUCCGUUUUAAAUUUCUUACAACUUUGAAACAACUGUUUUUUUCUAACAGCUUUUAAAUUUUUGAUAAGUAUGAGGUGAUGAGGGAUUUUUUGAAAGACUGUGAUUGAUUUGACCUGAGAAAUUCUUAAAGAUGAUGCGAAUUUGUAUUGAACUCAUUUUACUCUAUAAUCAACCCCAAAAUGCCAAUGCUCGAGUAACAGGGCAGAAGUAAGAAAAAUCUUCCACAUUUACAAUCAUCUCCCAAAAAAUUUUCAGCUUCUGAUUUUUAUACUUAUACAUUUUGAUACAAAUUUGCCUACAACGAAAGCCAAAAAAAAAAAGAAAAAAAAGUGUAAUUGUGUGUACUUAAAGUAGUAAUAUUUUUUUAUACUGCUUAUUAUUAUCAUUUAUUAUUAUUACGUUCGUAAUGAUUUUUUAAAAAUAUUUUUUCUAUUUUCCUUUUUUUUAUUUAUUAAAUUAAUUAACUGUUAUUUAUGUAAAACGUCGUGUACCUUUUCAUUUGUAAAUAUUUAAUACCUACCUACCUAAGUACCUACCGAAGUAGUGUCGACGAAAGGUUUGAGAAACCGUCUGUAAUGUUUUUCUUUCAAUGCAAAGUAAAAAAAAAAAAAUUACCUAUAUAAUAAUAUUCUAUUAUAAUACAAAAUCGAAAACAAACAAAAAAAAAAGGAAACGGUAAUGAAUAAGUUUAACUUAAAUUUAAGUAUUCGUCGCUAUAAGUGGUUAUAUGUGUGCUGUGAUAAGUGUAGUUAAGUACCUAUUUUGUAAAAUAGUUUAAUGCUUGGAGAACUUAUAAGUGAUCUUUGUUUCUUUUUCCUUUUUUUUUUUCUAGAUUCGUUUGUAUUUUACGUACCUAAAUAAAUUUUUUUCUCUUUUUCUAAUUUUAACAACGUAAGUGGGGUUUUCAAGCAUCGCAUCGCGUCGCGCUUUUUCAUUUCAAGUUUUACCGACUUUUGUGUUUUUUUUUUGUUUUGUUUUUACCUCACCACGUCGAAAAUUUAAUAUACCUAGUUAGCUACGAGAUUUUUUACUUUUUAGAAUAGGUGCCUGCUACCAUUUUUUUUCUUCUUUUACCCCCCUCAGCCGGUUAUAUUUUUUUUCUUAUUUUUAGUUCCUAUUAUUUUUUUUUCCAGUAUGAUAGAACUGUGGUCUGUUUGUUGUUUGUGCUGGUAAUUGAGUCGAGAUGAAAGUUUGGGUUGUUGCGAGGAGAUCGUUUGGGAGGUUUUUCACUUUGUCGUUUUGCCCGUUGUCUUUCAUUUUACCUAACUAAUUUUUCCUUCUCAAACCUUCUCCUCUUGUGUUUUUUUUUCGUCACUUUUCAACGAGUCUGUUGCAGAUUUUCUGGUGUAUUGAAAUUUGAAGUGUUUGGGAUUUUAAUUCAAAUAAUUCACAUUUUGAUACCUAAGUACUAAUAAUGACAAAUUUUUAAAAUUUUGAGUGUUGUCCCUUCCCUGACAAAUUAAAAAUGAAACCCACAUUUUGACCCAGUACCACGAAUUUAGAUUUUGAUUAGCUUUGCUCCUCCUUCCCCUUCUCCUCUUUGAGGGGUUUGGCUUCAAAUGAUUUCAAAAAUGAAUUCAGCAACUUUAAAAAUUCAUAUUCAAUUGUUUUAAAAUUUAAAUGUAAGAUUUCAAUUUUGAUUGGAUUAUGAUGAAAGUAAACGAAUGUAAGAAGGAUAAAGAUUGGUGCCCCAAAAAAUCGAAAUUCGUCAUUUUGAUUAUUUUUGCACGUUUUGAACUAUGGUUACUUGGAAUAUGACAUUUUUCAGAAGAAUAAAGGUGGGGAGGAGGGUUAAAAAUUACUCAAAAUUUGGAAAAUCGGUGCUUCUGUAAAUUUUACUAAUUUAUUCAUCGUGUUGUCUUCUUCGGUCCUGAAAAAAAAUGUAAUAACAAUAAACAGCCUUCAGAAAAUAAUAUCGAUUUUGUAGGGCCCAAUGAGAGGGGCAGGGGCCUUCAUGCGCCUUAAAAUAUUCUGAAAUACUGAAAAUUUGUCAAAGUAUAAAAUUUAUGUUGAUGACUUUGAAUGAAUCACGUUUGGAUUGUGAAAUUUUUGACACGAUGGAAGAUAGGGGGGGGGGGCUUGAAUACUUUUGAAAAUUUCGAAAAUUUGUGCUUCGGUACUGUGGCCUCAAAAACCAAAAAUGUAUAGAAAGUGCCCAUCAAAAAAGUUCUUUGACUUUACAGGGUCCCAUGUGGCAACAGGAGGGGUUCUAUGUGCCCCAAAAUACUUGAAAACUGUGAACUUUUUUCAUGAAUUUUAAUCAUACUUGAAGUGUGAAGGUCUUGACAAAAUAGAUGGGGGAAGGGGGGGGGUUGAACGCCUCAGAAAAUUAAAUAUUGAAGUCUCAGUAAUUUUCACAUUCAUCAUAUCGACGUUUUGGCCCUAAAACCAAUUUUGACUCUAAAAAGGCACCAUUAAAGAGACAUAUGCCCCCAAAUCAACUAAAACUGUACAAAUCUGCCGAGUUAUAGAGCUUUUUUGAUGAGGGGAGGGGGGAGGGGGGUUGAAUGCCUCAGAAAAUUGAAUAUUGAAGUCUCAGUAAUUUUCAUAUGCAUGUUUUGUCAUCGUAUCGACUUUUUGGCCCUAAAACCAAUUUUGACUCUAAAAAGGGCACCCACAAAAGAGACACAUGCCCCCAAAUCAACUAAAACUGUACAAAUCUACCGAGUUAUAGAGCUUUUUUGAUGAAUUUUAAUCACUUUUUCAGCAUGAACGUCUUGAAAUAAUGGGAGGGUGAAAGGGAAGGGGUGAAUUGUCCGCAAAAUUUUGAAAAUCAGUGCCUCGGUGAUUUUUACACAUUUUGUCAUUGCGUUCACUUCUCUCAAAAAGUAAUUUUGACUUUGUGAGGUCCGAUGAGAAAAAUAAAGAGGCUCAUAUGCCCCACAAUUUUCCAAAAUAUCGAAAACCGACUAUUAGAAAAAAAGAUUUCACUUUAUAGAGUUUCCUGAAAUUAGUGGAGGGGAGGGGGAGGGGGGUAAAUGUGCAUCAAAAUUUGGAAUUUGGUGGAAAUUUCUCUAUGUGAGGAUUUCAACGAAGCGUUGACUUUUUCUACCCUAAAAUUUGAUAUCACGAAUGAGCGAAUCUCUCAGACCAAUUUUUUCCUCAAACAUUAGGGGGAGGGGGGAGUGUUGUGGCCAAAAAUUCUGAAAACUGCGAUCAUUUGCCCAACUAAGAAAUCGUUUUGAUUUAAGAAUUGAAAAAGUAUUCGAAUUAGAUGAAUUUUUGGUGGUUUCCGAAAAUUGUGGAACCCCCCCCCCCCUUCUGUAGUUCUCUUAGGGUAAAACUUAUUCUGUGAGGUUAAUUUUUCCAAGAUUUCUCUAGUUUUUGAGAUUUGAAAAUGAAUAAAAAAGUACUGCUUUUUCAAAUUUUUGGCAUUUUACCCUUCUCUUCCCCUCUCCUCUUCCUUGACACUCAAACUUCAAGUUUUCUGUCCGAAAAUGAAUCUGUUUUUCAAGUUUUUGGAUUUUUCGGGGUUCACAACUCCCUCUCUUAGUUCAUCUUUUAUCCUGAAAUUUUCGAGUCUCGUUCCCUCCUCACCUCACUUUACCAUUUGCAUUAAAAAAUGCGUUUCAUCUUACGGUUCGAAUAAAAAUUAGGUUACAUUUUUUGAUUGGCAGACUCGUUGUGGGUGUUUUUUUUGUCAUGUCACGUCAUUGAUAAAAACCACAAGUCAAUGUCUUUCCAUAAAGCAGUUUCAAAUUGCAUUCUCCAGCGGCGAAGUCGUCCUUCGAACUGAUUCGUGUGUAUGCAAUUCUUCCAUGUACUCGAAUGUAGACCUAUCCUCAAACGAAAGAGAAAUAGCGGUACCUAGAAUUGUGAAUAGUGAUGGACGGAUGUUGAAAAAUUAUUGUAUAUACUCGUAUUUUUGACGAGCACCGAACAUCGUUUUGACUCGAGCGUUGGCGGGAGGUCAGUUCAGUCAGUUGUUAAUGAAAUUAAAAUAGCAUUUAUUCGUCGUCGUGUACUCGUGUAUGUACUUGGGAUUUGGGCUUAGGAGGGGGCUACGUCAUCAUCGAUGGCGUUAACUAUAGUGUAACAAAAUCCCGUUAUUUCUGGUACCGAGACUUAGGAGAAGAGAUGGUUGAGUUGAUUUGUGAGGAGUCGGCUGGUCUGCGACGACGACGAGGGAGUCUUACCUAGUAUUCCAGCGAGUUGAAGGAAGAAGAGGAGAGAAGCUCGUAUCAUUGAAUACGAUUCGUAAAGCUGAGCUGGGUCUUCAAGGACGAAAUUGUACACGAAUGGCGGACUAGUUGCUGUAGUAAAAUUUACGGUUAGGUUAUGAUUCUCCUAACUGAGAGAGAAUUUCAAUGUACAUAAAAGGUGAAGGACCUCGUCUUUUUUAAUUACCAGUACAUUUUGCCAAAGUUGUAACGUAUGAAAGAGAACCACGGUUUUAUGACCUGUUGAUGAACGAGCUGUUUAUUAUUAUUUUUUUUUGUUAAAUUUCCGUUCGAGUUGAAAAUUUAUUUCGUAUAUAAAUUCGUAUUAUAGCAAUAUAUAGGAUACUUACCAAUCACGUGUACUUAUUGGUUGAAAUGAAAAAAAAUCGCAGCUUCCAGCUUUCCGCUGACUGGUGUACCUUAAUUCUAGUCUAUUUAUAAUUUUUUUUGCGUUUUUUUUUCUAUUUGUUUAUUUUCUCGAUCCCUUUUUUUUUUAAUCAUCUAUUAUACUGUUCAAUGUGUACCUGUGUACCUGGUCAAUAUUUAUACAACGAUAUGUAGGCGCCUUUUACUCGUACCUAUAUUUGAUGUGCAACACGAAUCUAAUAAUUUUCUGAUCUCGUAAAAAUGUCCUAUACUUAUUACUAUACGUACUCGUAUUUCAUAAUGGUCUCUUUCCGCCUCUCUCUCUCUCUCUGUUUCUCUGUGUGUGUUUCUCUUGUCUCUCUCUGGGGAGAGACUUUCAUAGUGUUCGAAAAACAACAACAACAACAACGACGACGACAAUGAUUCGUAAAAGCAUUCGAGCAAUAAUUCAGAUAAGAAGAAAUUAAUUUUCGAACCGUUAUCUCGGAUGUUGUAAUCCAUAACACACCGUUCAUUUCAUAUACGCGUACAAUAGUAAUUUACUGUAUAGAUUUUAAUGUUUAUGUACGAGUAGUUCGAAAAUAGUACUAUACCUACCUAUAUUACUAUAUGUAUGUACGAUGAUAAAAUUCGUGUUUUUUCUUUUUAUUAUUGUUGACGUGUGUACUCUGUAUAUUAUUCGUAUGUAUAUGACGUUUGACAAUACAACACCCACUGAAAUGUAA
This is a messenger RNA of Planococcus citri (citrus mealybug), 11114 nucleotides long. It is a transcript of the gene Ypel, whose product is annotated as Yippee-like. Lineage: Eukaryota; Metazoa; Arthropoda; Insecta; Hemiptera; Pseudococcidae. The record is from RefSeq and is a predicted model, not a curated record. The coding region runs from base 565 to 921 and encodes 118 amino acids. The transcript has 7 exons.